Molecule: messenger RNA, 204 nt
Organism: Pseudovirgaria hyperparasitica
Lineage: Eukaryota; Fungi; Ascomycota; Dothideomycetes; Acrospermales; Acrospermaceae
Exons: 3
Coding region: 1-204 (67 amino acids)
Source: RefSeq, a predicted model, not a curated record
AUGUCUAUUCAGCAUCAACAGCACCAACAAACGAUAGAGGCUCGUUAUGUCGAUCCACGGAAAUUAAUCACCUGUCUUGAAAGAAGGUACGAGAAGGACUUUCAAGUGAAGCUGCGCAUGAAUCACUACAGGAUAUACGCUUCUCCAGACAAAGGGGUCCUCACCAAUGAUGAGAUCAGAGCGUGUUCAGCCUUGUACAGAUAG